Molecule: messenger RNA, 1582 nt
Organism: Centropristis striata (black sea bass)
Lineage: Eukaryota; Metazoa; Chordata; Actinopteri; Perciformes; Serranidae
Gene: slc35f6
Product: solute carrier family 35 member F6
Exons: 6
Coding region: 192-1325 (377 amino acids)
Biological process (GO): transmembrane transport
Cellular component (GO): intracellular membrane-bounded organelle; membrane
Molecular function (GO): transmembrane transporter activity
Source: RefSeq, a predicted model, not a curated record
AUUCCGUCAUUUCCGACAGGACAUGAACGCAUCGGGGCUUCGCCGCGGUCAGCUGACUCGGUGCUGUGAGAUCAUGUGGCGUUUACAGUCAGAGCGGUGAAGUGUGUGAACAACAACCAAGGUCUCUUCAAACAAAACACAGCUCGGUGGUCGUCAGUGCUCGGUGUGUUUGUCCCCUUCACUCGUCCGACAUGGCUUGGACUAAAUACCAGCUGUUCCUUGCGGGACUUAUGCUAACAACUGGCUCCCUCAACACAUUAUCGGCAAAAUGGGCUGACUUGUUCUCAGCGAAGGGUUGCCGUGAUGACCCUGAACAUCCGUUUACUCACCCGUUCGUACAGGCAGUGGGGAUGUUUCUGGGCGAGUUCAGCUGUCUCGCCGUCUUCUACAUCUUACUUUGCCAUGACCGACGAAGGCCUGAGCCCAAGAUUAACCCGGGCCAGAGCUUCAACCCUUUCCUCUUCUUCCCACCCGCCAUGUGUGACAUGACGGCCACCUCCAUCAUGUAUGUUGCUCUCAACAUGACCAGCGCCUCCAGCUUCCAGAUGCUGCGAGGAGCCGUCAUCAUCUUCACCGGUCUGCUUUCUGUGGCGUUCCUGGGGCGACGCCUGAAGCCCAAUCAGUGGAUCGGCAUCCUCAUCACCAUCCUGGGCCUGGUGAUCGUUGGCCUCGCCGACUUCUUCAGCGGGCACAAAGAGGAGCACAAGCUCAGUGAGGUCAUCACAGGAGACCUCCUGAUCAUCAUGGCUCAGAUUAUCGUCUCAGUUCAGAUGGUCCUGGAGGAAAAGUUUGUCUCCAGACAUGAUAUUCAUCCUCUUCGGGCUGUUGGAACUGAAGGUUUCUUCGGGUUCUUCGUCCUGUCGCUGCUCCUCAUCCCGAUGUAUUUCAUCCACGUGGGAGACUUCAGCAACAACCCCCGGAUGGUCCUGGAGGACGCGCUGGACGCCUUCUGCCAGAUCGGACACCAGCCUCUCAUCCUGCUCGCUCUGCUGGGCAACACGGUUAGCAUCGCCUUCUUCAACUUCGCCGGCAUCAGCGUCACCAAGGAGAUCAGCGCCACCACCCGCAUGGUGCUGGACAGCCUGCGCACGCUGGUCAUCUGGGCGGUGAGCCUGGCGCUGGGCUGGGAGCAGUUCCACGGUCUGCAGGUGCUCGGCUUCAUCGUCCUGCUGCUGGGCACGGCCAUCUACAACGCGCUGCACGAGCCCCUGGUGGCCAGGAUCCCCUGCUGCGCUUGGAUGGUGAACCGACAGGAGGAGGCCAGCGUGGGAGAGAGGGAGAGACUGCUGGCCGACGGCAGCGUGCAGAACGGAGACGACAGCUAAAACUUUAGCACUGAGGAUGUCCCCGUGUGCUGGACUGUCUUUCACGUAUGCUGUCGGUGGUAGUCUCUUUUUAAAUGUGUGUUGUUGUUGUUUCACACACCAGAUUUGAACUGACCUCACAGUUUUUAUAAUAAGUUUCUAAGCUCUUUUAGAGGAAUAGUUCGACACAUACGGGCAUGGAAAAAAUGGUGGAAGACCACCCUUUUUUCUUCAAUUUCUUGUUCUUUUUAAUGCCUGGUACAACUAAAGGUACAUUU